Messenger RNA from Rhinichthys klamathensis goyatoka, 3292 nucleotides. RefSeq names its product ankyrin repeat and kinase domain containing 1 (gene ankk1). The transcript has 8 exons. Lineage: Eukaryota; Metazoa; Chordata; Actinopteri; Cypriniformes; Leuciscidae. Gene Ontology annotation, cellular component: cytoplasm. The record is from RefSeq and is a predicted model, not a curated record. Gene Ontology annotation, biological process: regulation of cell cycle process; protein phosphorylation. Gene Ontology annotation, molecular function: ATP binding; protein kinase activity; protein binding. The coding region runs from base 129 to 2345 and encodes 738 amino acids.
UGCUCUGACGCCUCCCACCAAAACCAGCUGUCCUUUUUGUUUAAUAUGCAUUUCCUCGACCUGGUUUCUGAGUGCCAAGAAGAAAUGUUGAAGGACAGAGUCUUCAUUUCCUGAGCCUGGAAAACAAAAUGACAGCAGAUAAUUCCAGUGUAAAGGAUUCUUUCAGAGAUGGCUGCCAGGAGAGAAUUACUCAUUUUAAAAAAGACGAGUUCGAAAAUGACUGGGAGAAAGUGGCCGAGCGCAAGUUUGGUCGAGUCUAUAAGGUGAAGCUGAAAGUCUGGCGGGAAACGUGUGCCCUAAAGACUACAACCAAUGAUGAUUACAGGAACAUGAUAGAGAUGUCCAAAAUUGGAAGAAUGAAGUUCAAUUAUUUAAUCUCCAUUUAUGGAAUAAGCAAAGAUCCGCCUGCUUUAGUGAUGGAAUAUAUGAGAAAGGGAUCCUUGGAUAACCUUCUCAGCAAUUAUUUCUUAAUGUGGCCCAAGAAGUUCCAAAUGAUCCAUGAGAUGACGAUGGGCAUGAAUUUUCUGCACAGCAUGAAACCGCCCAUCCUUCAUUUAAACUUGAAACCAGCUAACAUUCUUCUUGAUGAUCAUCUUCACGUAAAGAUUUCAGAUUUUGGCCUCAUUAAAUGGGAGGAGUUCUCUAGUAAGACUGAGUUUAUUGAACACCUGACAGCUCGAGGGAACAUAAACUAUGUGCCUCCAGAGACCUUUACCCAGAAUCCUGAACCUCCCGGAACGAAGUAUGACGUGUACAGCAUUUCUAUUAUUAUGUGGGAAAUUCUCACUCAACAGCGCUCGUAUCAAGGUUUGACUAUGACAGAAAUAUUAAUCAAAGUGUCAUCUGGCAAAAGGCCUGGUAUAGAGAAGAUCCCUGAAGUCAAGCCCCCUGAGUGCGAGGACAUGAUCGGUGUCAUGCAGCAAUGCUGGCACCAAGACUGCAGCCGGCGACCUGCUUUCUGUGAGAUCGUUCGGGUAACUGAAGUCCUCAGUGAAGUCUUGAAAAUACCAGAGACGGUUUCAGGGGGUGAGAUAAGAAAGCGUCUGCCUGAACAGGUAUUGAACCCAAAGAAAACAGCUGACGCUUCAGAUGAUUCUAGCAUUCACUCUCUGCUUAUAAGAAAAGACUUUGAGAGCUUUAAGAAUGUUCUGCAAAAAGAGGAUGUAUCGACGCUCUUCCAAGACAACAACACUCUCCUUCAUCACACCGUUGCAAGCGGGGACAAAGAAAGCGUGCGGAUGGUCCUCGAUCUAGGAGCCUCUGUGAACUGCCAGAGUGUAAAAGGCUACACCCCACUCAUUGUUGCAGUUCUCCACAAGUUUUACGACAUCUACAGCUUGCUGACAGAGCGCGGGGCUGACGUCAACCUCAGCGAUGGCGACCAGUGGACUGCCCUGCAUUUUGCCGUACAGACUGGCGAUGACAGAGCCGCUCGCCUUUUGUUGGAAAAUAAGGCGAGAGCCUGUGCCAAGGAGAAGGACGGCUGGACGCCUCUGCAUCUAGCUGCUCAGAAUGGCCACGAGAACAUUGUGAGAAUCUUGUUCCCGCGUCUGGAUGCCGUGGAUGAGCAGGAGCACCAGUCUGGGCGUACGCCACUUCACGUGGCUUGCAUGUACGGACAUUUAGAGAUCGUCAAGCUCUUGCUCAAAAAGGGAGCUGAUGUCAACAAACAGGAUAACCUUCAGUCCAGUUCCCUACACUUAGCGGCAGAUGAGGGGCACUUCAGGGUGGUCCGUUUGCUGGUUAAUAGUGGGGCUGAUCUGAAAACAGUCGAUAAGCAAAGCUACAGUCCCCUUCAUUUUGCCGCUCUGAAGGGUCACACGGGUAUCUGCAGACUUCUAUUGAGUAACGGACUCGAGCCCAACAUCAGAACCUAUCAAAAUUGGACAGCCAUGCACCUGGCAGCCUUGAAAGGCCAUCCGGAGACUAUCCUUGUGUUGGAAGAGCACCAUGGCUUAGUCAACGUCCAAGGGAAAGACGGCUGGACGCCUCUGCACCUUGCCUGCCAUCAUGGACAGGAGGGGGUGGUGAUGGUGCUGCUAACAGCAGGUGCUGACCCUAACCUGGCCGAGGAUAACGGCUGGACACCCCUCCACUUAGCCUGUAAUAUUAGCUGCUUCCCUAGUGUGCUGCAGCUGAUAUCCCAUCAAGCCAAUGUGAACGCACAGAAUAACAGCCAGUCAACUCCGUUGCAUUUAGCCGUCCAGCUCAGCAACAUCCCCAUCAUCAAAGCCCUGCUGAUGAAUAAUGCACAGCGGGGUAUAAAGGACUCGAAAGGAUGUACCGCUUUAACCUUGGCUCAGCGGUGCAACAAUACAGAAGCUGUGGAGCUACUGAACAGCUAGCACACUGGUUGAGACUCUGGCGGAGAGCGAGCCGUGUUCAGUGACAGAUAACUCUACCAUUAGAGGGAGUCCAGCAUUGAUUUCUGCUAUCGAUUUCCCUCCUCCUGCAAAGCCUGUUCUUAUAAACACUCUCGCUGUUGUUUUGAUUUAGAUUCCUAGAAUUUAACGCCUUUGUUUUGGUUUGGUUUGGAGCUCAGGUGUGUUCUGGGAAUGGAAGUGUUAUGAAUGAAGGAUUUUGACUAGCAGCAUGUAGUGAAAGUCAACAAAAUCAUAAUUGCGUCAGUUUAUUUAUAGUGAAUAAUUCAUCAGAGCAUUUUAUUCCUACAAAAUCAGUUGUUUGUUUGUUUGUAAUAUUUAAUCAAAACAUAAUAACUUGCUCCAUCCCUGAAACUACUUUCCUUGUCUGUUGAUGACACUUUGUGGACCUUACAUAACCAAAUAUAACCUAUAGUUUGCACAGGUUAUUGAAUAAUGUUAAAGGGAUAGUUUACUCAAAAAUGAAAAUUCUGUCAUCAUUUACAGUCCCUUAUGUUGUUCCAAACCUGUACGAUGUACUUUCUUCUGCGGAAAACAAAAUAAGAUAUUUUGAAGAAUGUUGGUAACCAAACAGUUUUGGUCACAAGUGACUUCCAUUGUAUGGACAAAAAAAAUCUCGAAAUAUAUUCUCUUAUGUUCCACAGAAGAAAGAAAACCAUGCAUGAUUGUAACAUGAGGGAGAGAAAUUUUUGAGUGAACAAUCCCUUUAACUACGUAGCCAGAUUGCAAUACCUUUAUCAAACUCACAUCAGUCUGGCUCCAUUCUGGUCUGUAACACCCACAUUUUUUCACAAUCUAUUUGCACACUUUGUUUUUGUGCUGAAUAUCCCAUUCAACUUUAAAACACAUCAUAUUAGAGGAAUACAAUAAGUUGUAAAUUAAUGCACAGUAAAACAAAAGAGAGAAAAAAG